AUGUACAUACACACGAUGAUUCUACUGGGUUUUGUGUGGUUUAGUCCACCACUUCUUGUGAUCCUUGCCUCACCAACCCCUGCUUCAAAUGAUAAGAGAGGCCCCUGUCAAAUCUACAACUCUGGUCGCUCCGCAAACUGCCUUGGUCAGCGACUGGAUCAUGUUCCAUGGAAGCACCUCCCUUCCACGCUUGAAAGGAUAGAUCUCUCCUACAAUGAACUUCAUACCAUUCAUGUUAAUUACUUUUCUCGCCUACCUCAUCUUCGUGUCCUCGAGCUGCAGUUCAACAACAUCUCUGUGAUUGAGGACCAUGCCUUCCACAACAACCCCCUCCUGGAGCAUCUUAACAUCUUUAACAACUCCCUAGAGGAAAUCCCUGCCAACGCCUUGCAGGACCUCUUUAAUCUAAGGGAACUCCUUAUGUCGAAUAACCUUUACACCCAGGCUACAUUGUCAGCUGAUGUUUUCUCCAGAUUGACCCACCUUAAGGCCCUGUCCAUGGGCGGCCCCUUGGUCAAGGGUCUAAGGAAAGGGGACUUCCAGGCAUUGAGGAACAUUCAGUUGCAGGACUUUGCCAUUAAAACUUCAUCAAAUAUCAGUUACUAUGAACCGGGUAGUCUGAAGGUAAUCCAAACAGGUAGAAUGGGUUUUGACAUGGCCAUAGAUCAGAAGCCGAAUUUCCUACCUUUGAUUCUACGAGACUUGGCCAACAAGACUUUCAGUCUCAUCCAAUUCAGGAACCUCUUUGAGUUCAUGUAUUACUUGGGAGAUGAGGAUAUUUUCAGAGGCUUACAAGACAUCAAAGUAGAUUCUCUCAUCUUUCACCGUGGAAAAUUCAAUGAGAACCUUAUGAGGAUGGCUCUGUUUAAUCUACAAAUCACCCCCCUUAAACGUCUGACACUUCAAUACAUUGACUUUGCUCGCUCGCCCAACUUUGUGGAUAAUGGCUUGGGCUCCAGUAUCAAAGACCUUGCUCUGAGUAGACUAAAUCUGUGGCACAUCAGCAAUCCAGAUAUUUUGCGAUUCGACUGGCGCUUCACAUGGUUCAACAAAGUCCGACUGCUGUCCAUUCAGAAUGUCAACUUCAAAUCUGUGCCUUGCGAUGCCUGGCUUAAUAUGGAAGGCAUGGAGGUUUUGGACAUAUCAAACAACCGCCUGCAGGACAACAUCCUCUUCAACCAGAGAUGCGACUACAGGGGCACCAUGCCGGCUCUUCGUUCCUUCAAUGUCAGCACCAACCAACUGACCAGCCUUCAGGACUUAGCCUCCCUGACCAGGGAGUUCAAACAGUUGAAGGUCCUGGAUGUCAGCCACAACAUGUUGGGCUCUGCUGAGAAGAGUCGCAACUGUAACUGGAUGCAGAACAUCACCCAGGUGAUCGCUCACCACAACCGAUUCGAAAGUGGUGCCCUCCAGUGUCUGCCCACCACAGUACAAUUCCUGGACCUCUCGUACUGUGACCUGGACCAGCUGGACAUGGCCUACUUCCAACAAACCAUCAGCCUCAAGGAGCUCCUGCUCAAUGGGAACAAGAUCAAGUUCAUCCCCUCUGGGUGGAGAAGUCGCUCCUUGCAGUCACUGGCUCUGGAUGGGAACUCCUUUGGGCUCAUCAGCAUGGGCUCCUUCCAGGACAUGCCCCAGCUUUCUCGACUGACAGCAGGGAACAACCCAUUCCACUGCACAUGCGACCUCCACGCCUUCAUCCAGGACACAAUUUCCAAGGGGAAGGUCAACAUCACUGACUGGCCAGAGAACUACAAGUGUUACCAUCCAGAGGCCCUGCUCAAUACUGCUGUGGCAAAUUUCUUCCCGGGUCACGUGGCUUGCGAUAUCAGACUGGUCAUCAUCAUCUGUGUGGCUACUACUGCUGCUGUGGUUUUAGUGUUGAUGCUUAUAUGCUACAUAUUCAAUGUUCCCUGGUACACCAAAGCCACCUAUCAGAUCCUCAGAGCCAAAUACAGGGCUCAUCAGGAAGGAACAUCUGGAAAAUCACAAAUCUAUGCUUACCAUGCAUUCAUCUCCUAUAGCCACCCAGAUGCAGACUGGGUCAGGGAUCAGUUGUUGCCCUGCUUGGAGAACAGCAAGCCCCCCUACCGACUCUGUAUCCAUGAGAGAGACUUCAUGCCAGGAAAAUGGAUAAUCGACAACAUCAUUGAAAAUAUUGAGAGCAGCGAAAAGGUCAUAUUUGUGUUGUCACACCACUUUGUGAACAGCGAUUGGUGCAACUACGAGCUCUACUUUGCCCAGCAAAGAGCCAUCGGCAAGACCUUCAGCGAUGUUAUUCUGGUGGUUAAAGAACCCAUCGACCCUGAAUCUCUGCCCAGCAAGUAUUGUAAGCUCAAGAAGAUGCUGAACACCAAAACGUACCUAGAGUGGCCCCAGCAAGCCAAGCAGCAGACCUUCUUCUGGGCUCAACUUAGGAGCUGCCUGGGCAAGCCCACAGUGACUAGAGAGCAGGCUCUUAGUGGUAGGAGCAGCAGUGUAUCCUCAGUUGGCGCUGUGCCUGUGAUAGAGAUUCCUCUAGAGGAUGAGAAGCCAGCGAUAGCUAUGCCAAAUUUAGACAGAGAAGCAGAGCUCCACAAAGUAGUUCCUCAGGAGAUCAAAAAUCUUUCAGUGAGAAGUGCAGAGUUUUGUGGGCAAAGACUGAUCCCUGUAGCCGUGCGACCCAGGCCAAGGGCCCUGCUGACAGGUGUUGAUAGACCACAAACUCAACAGCUCAAAUGGGAUCUCCCGUGUCACACUUCAGAUAACAAGCAAGGUGCCAGGAAGAUGUGGUAUCCACAGCUCUGUAAAAUGGGUUCCAAACUCGAGAGUGCAAUGGAGGGGCUAAUUCGAGUGUUCCACUCAUACUCCUCAAAAGAAGGGGACAAGUACAAGCUGAGCAAAGUUGAGCUGAAGAAUCUGUUGCAGGGGGAACUGAGUGACUUCCUGGCGGCAAGUAAGGACCCUAUGGUAGUAGAGAAGAUCAUGAGUGAUCUGGAUGAAAACAAAGAUGGUGAAGUGGACUUUCAGGAGUUUGUCAUCUUGGUUGCUGCGCUGACCGUGGCCUGUAACGAGUUCUUUGUAGAGAGCCUGAAUGAAUGAGUUUGGAAACAGUCUGUGACCUCUGCGUUCUACUCAUUUAUUUCUUGUUAAUAAAACAAACAUGUAUGCUUUAA
Molecule: messenger RNA, 3158 nt
Organism: Oncorhynchus nerka (sockeye salmon)
Lineage: Eukaryota; Metazoa; Chordata; Actinopteri; Salmoniformes; Salmonidae
Product: toll-like receptor 2 type-2
Exons: 6
Coding region: 1-3084 (1027 amino acids)
Biological process (GO): toll-like receptor signaling pathway; immune response; regulation of heart contraction
Cellular component (GO): plasma membrane
Molecular function (GO): transmembrane signaling receptor activity; protein binding; calcium ion binding
Source: RefSeq, a predicted model, not a curated record